AUGAAGGAAGCCGAACAACCACCAGUUGCUGGGCCGCUUCCAGGAUUUGUAUCGCACGCCCGGUCCACGAUGUCUUCCAUCGAAAGCCUUCAUCGGACCAGUACUGUCAGUUCAUCCGGCAACGUCCGCCUUCCUGCCAUAAAACAGAGAAAUCAAAGGGAUGUCGCGAGCAACCAGAACCCUUAUACAGCGAGCGAACAGAAGCGUCGGGAGACGAGAGUAAUGAUACAGCACAGGAAACGACUGCAUAUGUUCGGCAAGCCAAUAUUCGCGGAGAGCCACCAGCGGAUGCUGGAGGCGAAGCGACUGUGUGCCGAGUGGGUGGCAGUUCACCAACGCGAGCGGGGGGAAUCAUUGGCCUUUGUGGAUUACGCAAAGGAGCUGUUUUAUAACGUGGUAGUUCGUAAUCACGUGCCUCUGGUGAGCAAUGGAAAUGAUCAGUUGUGUAUACUCGCUACACGGGCGGCCGUCAGUUGUUUUUUGUUAGAGGAAGCUGUGAAAGCACUACCGCGUCAUGAAAUCCUGGAGCGCUGCAUAGGUAUGCUGCUACGCCUUGUUUACGUGCCUAACACCGAGGAAAUGCGCGAAGCACUCGGUGGUACUGUGCAGUAUCCCCUUCUCCUGCGACAACUACCGGACUAUCAAGUUGACUCCCCCAAUUGUAUGCAACUGUCUCGCUUCGCACGCAAGCCUUACUUUGUUGCUCAUCACGAAUUAACACAGCGCGUUAUCAUGUAUGCGCACAUGAAUCUAACACGGCAGGAACGCUUCCGUCGUCUUCCCCGCAUUUUCGACUUACUCAACGCUAACUGGAUCAAGUCCUUCCUGCGGACUACUCUGAAGGCCUGGCAACGUGUUUGCUUGAGGAGACGGCAGGAGGAGCAAAAGCACCGGGCCCGGUGGGCACGGCGUUUUGCGGCGGAGCGCAUUCGUUCCAUUAUACGGCAGUGGCGUGUCUACGCACAGGUUCGGGUUCACAGUGCCGUUGCAGCGGAGAGUAUUAUGGUACAAAUUAAAACAUUGUCAAUUAGCACGCGCAAUCUCAGAGCUGAGAUAGAGGCACUGACACAAGAAAGUGCUGAGCUUAGUGUGAGGUUGGAGGAAAAGGACACGGAAUAUGGUGAGCUGGAAAAAAAAAUAGCGGAGAUAGAGGGGGAAUACAAGAGGAAACUACAAUUUGUGUGUGAAAUCGAUCGUGUUGGUAGCAAAUUGCUGAGCUCGCUUGCACAGAAGGUGCCCUUUCCGGGUGGUACCGAAGCGAUGUUGCCACUAGAGGUGUUGGUGCUGUGGGCGAAUCAGACGCUCAUUGAAGGAUGGAUGGGAAGUUUGUUUGUAGACACACCCGAUGACCAGUUUGUUGAGCAGGCUGAGAGUUACGGUGCAGGUUUGGCAAGAUCGGUGCGUCUGUCGGAUAUCAGCUCGGCAGAGUUGCCCUUCACACCGCUGUUGAGAGAAACAACACUGGUGUUUUUACCGAUGCACCGAUUCCUAGCGCUCAUCAGCGCCAUGGAUCCAGCCACAGGACCGACUAUGAAAGAAAUCUCAGCUGUCUGCAAAAUGGAUGCCCAAGUGCGACCAUUCCGAAUGGAAAUGGAGGACCGGGUAGAGGAAGAUGCAGCGGCGGAUGAAAAGAGGGAUAACGUGAUCAAGCUUGAGGACGAGGUCGGUCGUAUUAUUUUGGAAGCGUACACGAACCUCACCGGAGGUCCUUGUCUAAUAUCUGCUAAGCAGUUGAUGACACGGAAGCGCGGCUUUCAGCUUGUGUUUCUUGCUGGUCUGCUGCGGUACUUCACCAACUGGGUUGACCGGACGAUGAAACCACGGCGGUCGCAUGACGAGCGGCGGGAACGCAGUGACUCUAUUCAAAACAGCGGUUCAGUGGAACGCGCGAGUCCUGUAGAGGUUAUUGCACCCUUGGUAGUUGCCGCCGCCGCCUCCGUGACGUCCUCAAUUGGAAGUAACUCCACCAUCGUUGCCGAUGAGUACGCAGGGACGCGCCACAGGGAGUAUCCGGAGUGGUUUCACCCGCCAGCGAGCCAUUUGAACUGGAUGCGAGUCGUGGAGAAUCAGCAGCUGUGGAUUGCAGCAUCGUUCAAUGCCCUACACAGCGCUCUGAACACUGCGACGGAGCAGCGACCCGUCUGUACUAUGCAGGUGCAGGAGGAAACACCUGCAUACAUGGAAAAUGUUACAAUAAGGCGGUUAUCGGACCUUCUCUCACCGGAAGUGACUGCGGAUAACUCAUUUUUUUACAGUCUCGCGCGGUGUGUGGAAAAUGCACUGCCUAAAUUGCGUGAUCUUUUCAUGCAGUACUCUUUGCUGGAAGGUGACCGAGACUACGACCGUCCGGGCACGAACAGUCUGAUGAUUUCUGACGAAAGCGAUGUGAGUACAGGUGCUAAUCUAACGGCCAGUUUUGGCAACACCCAAGCCUCCAUACAUGGUGCUGACGGGCAAUACUUUGUCUCAUCACUUGACUUUUGGAGGCUCCUGCGCGACUGCCGCGUUGUUGGCGGUCGCGGAAAGCUUCACCGCGCGGUGGUGCAUAGAAUUGUUGAAAAGGUUGCUCAUGGUUCAGCCUCCAAGAGGAAAAGCGGUCGGGCAGGUGAGAAGAGCUCAAACAUCCCUGGAACGAGGAAAACACGGUCGGGUAAAGAGCUGGCGGAAAUAGACCUGAAAAACUCCUACUAUAAGCUGCGUCUCUCGCCCCCCGAGUUUGUAGAAGCACUUCUCCGAUGUGCACAAGUGUGGGACUAUAUGCAGAGCGUACAACAUCGCGAGGAGCAGCAACUCUCCAGGAACAUGACGGUGACGAGCAGGACAUCAUCGGAGGAAGCAGAGAGUUCAUUGAGCCAAAGCGCGUUGGUGUCUGAACGCCUUACGCCAAACCCCUCGCCACCAAGGAAACUUGGCCUCGCUGACAGGAUGAACCGCAGAGAUGCAAACCUGCAGGGGGCGGUGAGUUACCCUGCCCAUGAUCCGUCAUGGCUGCUGCGUCCAGCAGCUGUGCAUCAGUUUCUUAACGAAUACAUCAUUGUUCAUGGGUUUCGUGGUCCUACACUAGACCCCUUCCAGCGCGCAAAACGCCAUUUACUCUUGAGGCAGCAGUUUGCUGAACAUGCAGAGGUUCUCUUUGCUAUAUUUUGCCACUACGCGAAACCACGAGAAGGCUACGGCAUUCGUCCCCCCGAUAAUGAGACUUCGUCACGGGGCCAAAGUUCAUCAAACGUUGCACCGUCAAGUCGUGAUGGUGGUUCUCAGGCAUGGAGAGGUGUAGGAGGGACCCCAAGGGACCGGGGAGAGGUGGGUAUUGUGCGCGUAAUGACUCUUGGAAGUCUCCAGGCCAUGACAGUAGGCUUCAGCUGGUACAGUAUCCGUCGGGUUACGCCGGAUAUUAUUGAGAGCUCCUUCCACGCUGUUGUCGCAGACCCUGAGAAUGAGCCAGGUGUGCUGUUUUAUCCGGAAUGGCUUGACUUUCUUUGUGUACUAGCGUAUUACUUCAAACCCAACCCCACCGAACCGUUACACGAGAAGAUGGGCGAGUUUCUCCGAACUCACGUAAUCAAACAUCACAAAGAUGUCUAUUAA
Trypanosoma brucei brucei TREU927 is the source of this 3588-nucleotide messenger RNA. RefSeq lists its product as hypothetical. The transcript has a single exon. NCBI's taxonomy places the organism in Eukaryota, Euglenozoa, Kinetoplastea, Trypanosomatida, Trypanosomatidae. The record is from RefSeq and is a predicted model, not a curated record. The coding region runs from base 1 to 3588 and encodes 1195 amino acids.